GGAGCUGGUGGAAGAAAAGUCUCAGAGACUCAAGCAGCAAGCACCAGUAGGAGACCAGGACUUCUAGCUGGCUCUCCAACACCACCGCUCCACGGAGGGGUGGGGAGGACGAGGAGGGCGACCCCAGCGUCCAGAGGAGAGGCAGGGUGUGCAGGUACAUCACCUGGAUCAUGAGGUCAUCCCUCUGCUGGCUCCUUCCACUUCUCCUCAUCCUGGCCUCCGUGGCCCAAGGCCAACCAACAAGACGCCCGAAACCUAGUGCCAGACGCAAGCCCAAGCCAAAGCCCACCCUCAGCUUUCCUUAUCCUGAUGAACCUGCGGAGCCUACAGACCUGCCCCCACCCCUCCCACCCGGCCCACCAUCCAUCUUCCCUGACUGUCCUCGGGAAUGCUACUGCCCUCCCGACUUCCCGUCGGCCCUCUACUGCGACAGCCGCAACCUGCGCAAGGUCCCUGUCAUCCCCCCUCGCAUCCAUUACCUCUACCUGCAGAACAACUUCAUCUCCGAGCUGCCCGUGGAGUCCUUUAGGAAUGCCACAGGGCUGAGAUGGAUGAACCUGGACAACAACCGAAUUCGCAAGGUGGACCAGAGAGUGCUGGAGAAGCUCCCCAGCCUGAUCUUCCUCUACAUGGAGAAGAACCAGCUGGAAGAGGUGCCCUCAGCCCUGCCCCGGAACCUGGAGCAGCUGCGACUGAGCCAGAACCUCAUCUCCAGGAUCCCACCCGGUGUCUUCAGCAAGCUGGAAAACCUGCUGCUCUUGGACCUGCAGCACAACAAGCUGAGCGACGGCGUGUUCAAGCCCGACACCUUCCAGGGCCUCAAGAACCUCAUGCAGCUCAACCUGGCCCACAACAUCCUGAGAAAGAUGCCACCCAAGGUCCCCUCGGCCAUCCACCAGCUCUACCUGGACAGCAAUAAGAUCGAGACCAUUCCCAAUGGAUACUUCAAGAACUUCCCCAACCUGGCCUUCAUCCGCAUGAACUACAACAAACUGUCAGACCGGGGGCUCCCCAAGAACUCCUUCAAUCUCUCCAACUUGCUCGUGCUCCACCUGUCACACAACAGGAUCAGCAACGUGCCGGCCAUCAACAACAAGCUGGAACACCUGUACCUCAACAACAACAGCAUCGAGAAAAUCAAUGGGACGCAGAUCUGCCCUAACAACCUAGUGGCCUUCCAUGACUUCUCUUCAGAUCUGGAGAACGUACCGCAUCUGCGCUAUCUGAGACUGGACGGGAACUUCCUGAAGCCACCUAUCCCACUGGACCUCAUGAUGUGUUUCCGCCUCCUGCAGUCUGUGGUCAUUUAGGGCUUGCCUAGGGCUGGACCUCCUCUGAUGGCACUUGAAGGCUGGUGGCCCAGGCUGUGGUGUCCACCAUUUCUCUAUCUCCCUUUCUUCUUCCCAGCCUUGCCUUUCUUAAUCCCCUUUCCUGAGGAUGGGAUGUGCCAUGUGUUCUGCUAUAGCUCUGAAGCAAGAUUCCCCACCUAGUUCCAAGGCCCCUCUGCCCACUCAAACUUCUGGCUUUCUCGGGUGUCCCUUUGCUCCAGAAAUACAAUUGUAUGGCUACAGAUUUCACCACCACCACCACCACCCCCCCCCCCCGCUGUCUUCUCCUCCACCAAUCAAUCUAUCCUGGGUAAGACUGGGCCAUGGAUUGACAUCUGAUUUUGAUUCUGGCCAAAUAAAAAGCAGAAGAUGGCCCAGGGCCACCCGGAGGUGAGCUUCAGAAAGGUUCAGCUGGGGACUCCUUCAUCUUAGGCAGCUUGGCAUCAGAAGACUGAGAAACCCAGGUCUGUUCAAAGAAGUAUCCCUUCUUCCAGAACAACUGCUCCCCCACUCUGCUGGCCCACAUUCUCCAAGAAGAAAGCGUGAGGGAAUGACUGAAGUGGGUGGGGAGGGUCACGGUUCCCACAGGCACCUGCAUCUGGGCCAUCUCAACCCAGGAAUGCAUUGGAAGCCUCUCCCACUUUCUCCUUUCCCAGGGCUCACACUGCACUCAUCCUCCUUGCUGAGCCUCAAAAGGGGAACAGCCAAGGACACGAGUGGUUCCAGGAACUAGAGUUUAGCUACAGGAAGAGGGUUGGAGGUCAGAGCCCCAGGAUGGGCCUGUGUGGGUGUAGAUGCGCUUGCAACCUUGACAAAAUGCCAGAGGCCCUAGGGGACACGCUCACGGUGGAGAGACAAGAGGCGAUGCCUUCCCACCAGCUGUUGUCUGUUAUGCGGGCCUGGUCACGUCCCACCCGGAGACAGACUUUAAGGAGAGGCAGAGCACCUGGAAAUCUCCCAGAAGCCUCUUGCACAUUCGCAGUUGGCCUUCAUCUCUACGACAGACACAUUAGUGACACCUGGUGGCUGCUGAAGGUCACAGCUGGCUCUGGUCUUCUCAGGGUCUCCCCGGAGUGGUGAUGGAAGCUGGUGAUGGAGUUGGAAGCCAUUUUCAGCCUGCAAGAGCCAUAGGUGACGGGCUCCUCCCGGGUUGAAGGAGGCAGGCAGAGGCAGGAGCUGGUUCCUAUUGUGAGUGGUCACAAACGGGAAAGGCUCAGGAGCCCAGAUGAAGCUACAGUCUGACCUCGGUCCUUCUGCUGUCAGCUCCCCCAUCUGUAAACCCAGGCAGGUAGUAGGUGGGAUGUUCCUCCAAGGUCUCCCCAGAGUUUGUGUUUCAGGUCUGUGCCCCCCACACACGCAAAGCCCAUGCCUAAUUCAGGAAAACAAAAUCCUAUUACUCCUUCCCUUGUAAUUUAUUCCCUUUGUGGACUGCACGGACUGUCCCUCCCCCAGAGACCUCCCAGCCUCUUUCGCUGGGACAGUGAGCCACUUGGCAGGUUUCUAAGUGGAAUCCGGACUGCUGGCCUCCCUCUAGGUGAUGCUCUCCCUUCCCAGUCCCCAGAGUGUGUAUGCUAGAGGAGAGUGUGCAGAAAGAAUAUCCUAGAAGUGACACACAGGGCUCACCUUCACCGAGACAAGCAAAGCUCUGGCAGUUUUGAAGAAAUUGGAUUCAGAUGGGUCCCGAACAUGCAGAAACCCCAUUUGUACCCUUGCUCUUUUUUCUUACCCUUUUUGCUUAUUAUAGGAAACAGGGCCUAUGUCAACAGAGCCUCCUUUCCCCAGUCCUGUGCAACCGCCUCGUUCUUUCCUCGUUGCAGCUGGGUUCUCCAAGGCUCCUGCUUCAAGUCAGUGCAUUAUUAUGGCUGAAAGCAAUCUGGUGCUAUGGCCUGGAUAAGCCCCUUUCUGCACAUGUUUUCACCUUGCAACUCAGCCCCUUUGGUGAAGCUCUCGGGGAGCACAGCUCCCGUGGUUGCCCAUGGCUUUUCCUGCAACUAUCUGUUUUGCUUGAGCAGCCAUACAACCAUCAAUCGCCAUAUUCCAUCGAUUCAUCUGGAACAUUCCAGCUUCCUCCACUGUUCUCUGCAGCUGUCAGCCAGGGGGGCAAUGAAACUGGCUUUACAGAAUUCCCCCCCCACACACACACACUCACACUGUGCUGGUUUCCUUUGGGUGUAGCAAGGCCCUCCUCCUCACACAAGUAGGUUCCCUCAGUGCUGUCCUAUAUGGAGGUGCGCAUGUGUACCCCGUAGGUAGAUCUAUCUCCUGAAGACCAUAUUGCUGUGUGGAACGGCCUUCACAUUUCAACACGCUUCGUAGCAGUGGAAAUAAAGUCAUAUGAAAAACA
This is a messenger RNA of Jaculus jaculus (lesser Egyptian jerboa), 3672 nucleotides long. RefSeq names its product proline and arginine rich end leucine rich repeat protein (gene Prelp). The coding region runs from base 171 to 1310 and encodes 379 amino acids. Gene Ontology annotation, molecular function: heparin binding; protein binding. The record is from RefSeq and is a predicted model, not a curated record. Gene Ontology annotation, cellular component: extracellular exosome. Lineage: Eukaryota; Metazoa; Chordata; Mammalia; Rodentia; Dipodidae. The transcript is spliced from 3 exons.